UGGUUUCUGUGUAGUUUCUAUAAUAAUGGAAGGGCAAUUUCCCCUUCAUUAUUUUAUGUGCCACUGUCAUCGUUUUUUCUCCACUGAAAUAGUCUUGUCUUCUACACUCACUCGUGCUCUGAGAUUCUAAUCCACUGUGGUUUUCCAACUUCAAAAUUUCCUCUAAACUUGGUUCAAUUCAAGAAGGUUGGUGAAGUAAGACACAAGAUUAUGUCAAAUCUGUGGCUUAUCUCCUGUCAGAAGAGAGAACCUGAACAAUUCAGGACUAUGUCAGUUUUGUUGCCAUGACUAUCAAUUAACAGCUGUCUCUAGGCCACUAUUGUCCAUUGUUCUGCUUCUGGAAGAGAUCAUUUGCUACUACAAUGCAGGCAUCAGAGCAACAUAGAAGUUCAAGUAUGUACUAUCAACCAUUACAACAACAAAUUGAGACCUACUGCUUGCCGCAGUAUCGGACUCUAAAUCAACAGCUUUACUACCAUGAUGGAGGUCAUGGAACCCACUUUUCCACCCCAAGUUCUUCUGAACUUUACUGCACAUUGGAAUCAUCUUCUGUGUGUGGCAGUUUCACUCUUUACAACUCUCCUUCAACUGUUAGUUUUUCACCUAAUGGUAGUCCCAUAUCACAGCAAGAUUCUCAUUCAUAUCCAGCUGACCAGUAUCAUUCCCCUGAGAAUACCUAUGGCUCUCCUAUGAGCGGAUCCUGCAUAACCGAUGAUUUAAGCAGCUUCAAGCACAAGCUGAGAGAGUUGGAAAGUGUAAUGCUUGGCCCUGACUCUGAUAAUCUUGAUAGUUAUGACAGUGCCAUCAGCAAUGGAGUCAACUUUGCUUCACUUGAGACAGAUAGUUGGAGACAAACAAUGGUGGCAAUUUCUAGCAAAAACCUAAGGCACAUCCUUAUUUCAUGUGCCAAUGCCGUUGCUGACAAUGAUUUGCUAAUGGCACAAUGGCUGAUGGAUGAAUUAAGGCAGAUGGUGUCAGUUUCCGGUGAUCCAAUUCAACGGUUGGGAGCAUACAUGUUGGAAGGACUUGUGGCACGAUUGGCUGCCUCAGGGAGUUCAAUAUACAAAUCUUUAAGAUGCAAAGAACCAGAGAGUGCUGAGCUUCUCUCCUACAUGCACAUAUUGUAUGAGGUUUGCCCCUACUUCAAAUUUGGGUACAUGUCUGCAAAUGGAGCCAUUGCAGAAGCUAUGAAAGAUGAAGACAGAGUUCACAUAAUUGAUUUCCAAAUUGCUCAAGGAAGUCAGUGGAUCACUUUAAUUCAGGCUUUUGCAGCUAGACCUGGCGGGCCACCACACAUCAGGAUUACAGGUAUUGACGAUUCAACAUCAGCUUAUGCCCGUGGUGGUGGACUACACAUAGUGGGGAGGAGGUUAUCAAAGCUUGCUGAACAUUUUAAGGUGCCAUUUGAAUUUCAUGCUGCAGCUAUCUCUGGUUGUGAUGUUAAACUACAUAACCUUGGAGUUCGACCAGGAGAAGCUCUGGCUGUAAAUUUUGCAUUCAUGCUACAUCACAUGCCAGAUGAAAGUGUGAGUACUCAGAAUCACAGGGAUAGGCUGUUGAGAUUAGUUAGGAGCCUAUCGCCAAAGGUGGUGACGCUUGUUGAACAAGAAUCUAAUACAAACACAUCUGCCUUCUUUCCACGUUUCCUUGAAACUCUGGAAUAUUACACAGCAAUGUUUGAGUCAAUAGAUGUGACUCUUCCCAGAGAUCAUAAAGAGAGAAUCAAUGUUGAGCAGCAUUGUUUGGCAAGAGACUUGGUUAACAUCAUAGCAUGUGAAGGGGCUGAGAGAGUGGAACGCCAUGAACUGCUUGGGAAGUGGAGGUCAAGAUUUACAAUGGCAGGUUUCACUCCAUACCCUUUAAGUUCAUUGGUGAAUGGUACAAUCAAGAAAUUGCUUGAGAACUACAGUGAUAGAUAUAGACUUGUAGAGAGAGAUGGAGCUCUUUAUCUGGGUUGGAUGAAUAGAAAUUUGGUGGCUUCUUGCGCUUGGAAAUGAGAACUAAGCAAUAUGUGACUCUUGAAAGUUUUAGGGAGGACAAAGCAGAAUCUGUUUCUCUUCUUUUUCUGUUCCAUUACUUUGUAGAAGUUAAUGAAAAAGACCUCAACAUUAAAUCCAAUCUAAUUGUCCAUUAUCGUUGUUUGAAUAA
Molecule: messenger RNA, 2148 nt
Organism: Cajanus cajan (pigeon pea)
Lineage: Eukaryota; Viridiplantae; Streptophyta; Magnoliopsida; Fabales; Fabaceae
Product: scarecrow-like transcription factor PAT1
Source: RefSeq, a predicted model, not a curated record